ACGAAAUUGAACAACAUAAAUUUUAGAAAUAACACACAGAAAGCCAUGGAGAUGAAAAAUCAAGGCCAAAUUAGAACAACUAUUCCCUUCAAGUACAAUUCAAAGUACAAGCCAGCACAAACUAUAGGGCAUUAUUUAACAUAGUGAUGUAGUCUGAAUCGUGUCUGUGACACGUAUCUAGUGGAAUAAUUAUAAAUAAGAAAUCUCCGUGCUCCAGUUGCUGCAUUUCGUUGUAUAGAAUCAUGGGUAGCAGUUGCUCAACGGGGUCAGGAAGCAAAGAUAGCAUAAAACCACACUCGCCUUCCAAACAGAGUAAGAACACCAGUACGCCGUCUAACAGCCCUACAUCCCACAAUAAUGUUGUCGUGGAUGUCAAGAAGACAGCAACCAGUACGUUUGCAACUAGUAUGAUCAGUGGCCCUGAUAUUGGGGACACGGGAGAACUGCCUCAGCUUCAGCUUGAUCUGCCUAAACAUCUAUUUGCACCUGUUGAGACAGACAACAAGACUGAUGAAAGAGAGGAGAGAAAGAAUCCACCAGUCCUAGCACAUCUCAAAUCUGUGCCUACAGAUGAGCAGAAACUUCUCUUUGGAUUCACAAAUAUAAAGGCGGACCUGAAGCCUAAACUUGUGAAGAUUUACCAUGCGGCAUGUUACUCUGAUUCUCGACUAGAGCGUAAUGCAUUGUAUGAAAAAGUCUACCCAGAACUGAGGCGCCAGUGUGCCGAGAAAGGAUUUGACCUUGAAGUUGUUGACCUUCACAUGGGGACUGCAGAGUUCUCUGAUGGGCACACUUUCAAAGAUGUUUGUUUAUCACAGAUUGAUGACACAUCCUCUAAGUCUGUUGCUUCAGGAAUAGUGUUGUUUCUCAAUGAGAAAAGUGGUGUUCAGGCCCCAAGACAAGUUCCAGCCAGUGAUUUUGAGGAAAUCAUAGGAACACUUGAGAGCCAGGAAGAUAAAGAUCUGUUAAACCAGUGGUACACUAAAGAUGAAAAUACCAAAGAUUCCCUGUACAUACUCGCCAAAAUCAGCUCACAUAUAAACAAUUUUAGUGAAUAUAAUUUAGACACUAUACAACAAUGGAGUGAAAUUAAUGAAAAGAUUGUGGAUAUUUUCCAGUCGAAGUUGAGUAAAGUGAAACAAAAAAUGCAUUUAACCUCAGCUUUGGAUGAAGAGGUCCAGCACUGUAUAUUCAGCUUUGAUGCCAAACCAGAACAAGUGAUCUGCUUCAACCGUGUAUUUGAUGACUUCAUACCUGACAUCGCUGACCCUGCCACCAAAGAUUACAUUGAUGUCACAUGUAACCAAGAGAACAAAUCUAUCCAUACACGCACACUUGACAGUAAAAAUAAAAUUAAACCUAAGAUUGAGUUCAGUAAUUACGCAGAGUUCAAUGUUAAAUGGAUAGAGGGUGGGCUGGAUCCAGAAAGACAUAGAGAACAUAAGAGUUACCUCGAGGAGUUUUGUGAAAAAUACGAAAAUGUCCUGAAACUCGAGAUUAGACGUUCCAUAGAGUCGGCUGUAGAGAAAGAGAUGAUUCACCUGAAACCAAAGUUAAUGCAGAGGAUGUGUGAUAUGUUAACGAGGCAAGCAAAGAUGUGCCAAACACUGUGUAAGCAAUUCCAGGGUCAGAAUGAGCUACUCAGUAAACUACAGAGCUAUGUGGAGAAAGGAAGUGAAGUCAAUACUCCCUUCUUAUUGGCUGGACAGACUGGUAGUGGUAAAAGUACAAUGGCUGCAAUGCUAGCAGAUACCUGCCAUACAGUGACUGGCUGGGAUAAAUGUGCAGUUGUUUUGCGGUUCAUAAAUCUCUCACCAGAGACCGCCACUAUGGAGCAGGUAGCAAGAAGCAUUUGUGAACAACUUUAUAGACUAGCAGGGCUCAGCAUCUCAAAAGCUUCUAAAAGCCUUGAAGAACACAAGAGGACUCUACCCAGCCUACUUUCCAAAGCAAGCAGCUUUGUCCCAAUACUCAUCAUACUGGAUGGAUUAGACCAGGUACGUGACUAUGGCAGCGAUUCAAUCAACUGGAUCCCCAGUGAGUUACCUGAAAAUGUGCGUCUGGUCAUCACUUUGGAGUCAAGCUCUAACAUGCUUGCUAGCCUCAAGAAUCACCUUGGUAAAAACCUUCAGGAAGAGAAUGUGCCUAAUCUGAGCUCUGCUGCAUCCGUAGAAAUACUUGAUCGUGCACUUAAACUGAAGAAACGUAAACUGGUCCCAGAACAGCGUAAACUGAUCGAUAUAUUCCAAGAGGGCGGGAACCCUCUUCAUGCCACCAUGCUAGCAAACAUGGCAUGUAAACUCAACAGUUUUAUGCCACUUGAUGAGAUUAACGUGAAAAACAAUGUCAAAGAGCAAGUUGUUUGUUUCUUUGAUGAUCUCGAGCAACAGUAUGGAGUUGAAGCUAUCGGUGUAUUAAUAGGCUAUCUUACUGCUGCCAAAUUCGGACUGAGUGGUAUUGAAAUACGAGAUUUAUUAAGCUGUGAUCUACUUAUACAAACAAUGUACUCUGACGAAGGUCAGGGUCAUGCCCCCGAGCUCCUGUGGGCGCAGGUGCGCAACGAAAUACUCCCCUACCUACAUGACCGGCCUGUAGACAACAAAUGUCUCUAUACAUGGAAAUAUGCAAUUUUUAACCAGGUUGCCCAUCAGAGGUAUCUCAGUGAUGACUCCAAGUUAUCAAGCAUCCAUUCGGCUAUGCUUGAUUAUUUCACUGGGAAGAACAGUAAUGACAAUCAAAUGAUCCUCCCACAAGAGAUUAAGAUUAGCCAUAAUCUCUACAACACCAGACGUCUAGAGCUUGAACCGUACCAUGCUUUUUAUACUAACCAAGCAUCAUAUGCAGACAAAUAUAUGUUUAAUAUAGACUGGCUUCAUGAUAAGCUAAAGGCCUGUGAUACAUAUAGCGUCUUGGAGGACUUCAAGCUGGAACUAUCUCGUAAUCCUGACAACGCAGAUCUCAAAUGUCUCUAUGACAUCAUCCAAGUGUCUGCCCAUGCUCUAAAUAGUGAUGGCGCUCAGCUGCUUUCUCAGGUCUACACACGUACCAUGAACAACAAAGUGUCUGAUUACCCUCGGAUAAAGGCUUUGGUGAAUAUGGCCCUUAAACCCCCUCUCCCUAUUCUCCUCCCCACGCGAUACUGCCUCACCCCCACAGAUACCGACCAACCAUUCUUAACUGGGCUAUACAGAGUGAAAGGUGACAAAAACCACAUGGUGUCAUUACACGAGUCCACCCAGGAGCUUAAAGUUUGGGGGGUGGCUAACGAGGAUGUGGUACGAACAUUAACUGGGGUAACAGCCCCUCGUGAUUUUUGUGCUAUCGAUACACACACAGUGUGUAUAUUAUGUAAUAGAGAGCUUGUUGUGUACAACAUUGACGAAGGAACAUUUAUGUCAAAACUCAAGGGUGUUUUAAAUGUGAAGAUGCCGUACUAUGGGAUGCAUAACAUGGAUCAUGUAGUCUCGCUUUCACGCAACAGAAUGUACGUUAAUAUCAUGAAUAUUCAUACAGGAGACAUGGCAGCUACGUUCAAGGUCGGUGAGGACCGGUUCCUCAAUAGUCUCAAUGUUAGUGGUAAUGGGCAGUUCUGUGUGUGUGGAGACGAGACCCAGAAACCUUUCCCACUCCUAGUCUGGAAUUUGAAUGACAGGAAGUUGAUCCAUGAUAUCCGUAUCCCUCAGCAUGAGUUUCUCACUCAGAUGUGUGGUAUCACUGCUGAUGGACAUUUUGUUGUCUGCGUUGCCAAGGAACUUGAUGAUCUGAGUCCCAACUUCAUAGUUGUGUACGACUUGACAACAGGCCAGCUGUUUAAGAAGUGGAAGCCAGAAUGCGAUACAACGUGCGUUGCAAUACAUGGGAAAGCCAACUUUAUUGUUAAUGCAGUAAAGAAUGGUGACGUCAUGGUCUGGGAUAUGGUCUCUGGGGUUUGUCUACACCACAUGCUAGGGGGCCAUAGUGGAGGACCUGAUAAGAUCUUCUUAUCUGAUAAUGGACUGCGAGCUGUCACUUAUGAUUCCACAGGUGCAGACAUGAGUGUUCAUCUAUGGGACCUUGAAAAAGGUGUGUCCCUUGGUGCAUUCACAUCUGAUGACACCGUCACAGCCUGUCAGAUCACUGCAGAUGGCAGCAAGGUUGUCAUUGCAAUCCCUGGCAACGAGAACAUCAUUGUGCUUGAGUCAUUCACUCAAGAUGGACCCCUUAGAACCACAAUUGAAGAAACAGUAUUUGGUGAUGCAUCUAGGAAGGGACUCGUUUUCGAUACCACAGAAAAUCAAUGAGAUUAGCAUGGAUUCUGAUAAAUGUACAAGUGGCAGAAAUAUCACUAUAAGCUCAUAUCUUAGGAAACCAGUACUUUAAAUGGUACAGAGGGAGAUUAAGCAACAGAUGAAUCGUUAAAUGAAUCAAACAAAGGAUUAUUUUAUUUCAUUUGUCUUAGUUGAAGAAUCUUGAAAUCAAUUAGAAAGAUUUCAACCCUUUUCUGGAAAUAAUUGUUUUCAUGUGUAUUGAAAAAAAGUAUAUUCUCCUCGCGUAAUUCUAUUUUAUUUUACCAUGUCAUUGUGGUCUCAUUUUAUGCAUUAAGUGAUUCUAUGUUACUAUGGUAGUUCUGAACUCAUAUUGUGCGUUGAGUGAUUCUGUGUUAUCAUGGUGAUAGUGAACUCAUAUUGAGCAUUGGGUGAUUCAAUGUUAUGAUGGUGAACUCAAACUGCAUGAAUCUCUGUUACCAUGGUGAUUUGAAAUUCCCCAUGUAUCAUAUUACCAUAGCGAUUGUAAAUCAUCUUGUGUAUAUUACCGUGAUAAUUUUUAUCAUGCUUCAAUCAGUUGUCAAUAUUUUAGAAUAGCAUACAGUACAAUUACACAUUCACCUGGCAUCAGAUAUUAUGACUUAAGUAGACUGCUGUUUUCUAUACAACAAAACCAGUUGCUAGGCUUAUGUUAAGUUGUACUUCAUCACACAUAUAAAGUUAUAUAACCAAUGAUGUAGAUGAUGCUGCUCUGUAUGACUACAGCAGGGAUACAUGUUAUAUGUACAAUGUAAUGUGGAAGUUAAAGCAUAUCAGUUACUUCAAAUCCUUUGUACUGUCCAGUGUCCAUGUUUGUCUGACUUUUUAACUGCUUUGAUGAAUAUAGAGAAAUUACCAUGAAAUGAGUUUUAUAUAUUAUCAUAUAUCCGCUAUUACAUAGCUUUAUAUUUUCUCCCAUUAAUGUGUAGAAGCUAACUGGGCUCAAAUAGAGAAUGGAUACCCAGCAUGUACAUCCAAGUUCAUUCUCUGAUAUCACUUGAUUUGAUUUCGAGGUAGUGAUUAUUUCUUUUGUCUCAAAUAUUAUUUUUGUUCAUUUCCAUCAUUGAAUUCUGAUUAUGUUAAAUUUUAAUUUUAACUUAUCUAUUCAUUAAAGAAUUUUGAUUUGUUAGAUUUAAAAUUUUGUUUUAGUUCAGGUCUUUUAAAACGUCACAAGAUGUUUUGUGUCAGAGUUUUGUAAAUAUUUUUUUUCCGGAUUUUUGAAACAUGUACAAAUCAAAACUGAGUGCAAUGACCUUGUUAAUGCAGUUGUAUAUAAAAAUGCAUGCAAGAUUGGUCCAAAGAUUUUACAUUAUGUACAUAGAUAUAGAACCAAUAUUAGUCAGGUUGAUCAAAGUUGGAAUCCAGAUCUCAGAAAGAAGCCAAAUGUACCAUGCUUAAGUACAGAAAAACCUGUGUAAGUGGAACACCCUUGGGACCACUAAAAAGGUGUUCCACUU
Molecule: messenger RNA, 5740 nt
Organism: Owenia fusiformis
Lineage: Eukaryota; Metazoa; Annelida; Polychaeta; Sabellida; Oweniidae
Source: the annotation of a GenBank genome assembly